Benincasa hispida (wax gourd) is the source of this 1216-nucleotide messenger RNA. Its product is annotated as Rhomboid-related intramembrane serine protease family protein. NCBI's taxonomy places the organism in Eukaryota, Viridiplantae, Streptophyta, Magnoliopsida, Cucurbitales, Cucurbitaceae. Gene Ontology annotation, cellular component: membrane. The record is from RefSeq and is a predicted model, not a curated record. Gene Ontology annotation, molecular function: serine-type endopeptidase activity.
GUAAAAUUAACCCAAAAACAAAUUUCCUUGUUCCUUCUUAUUUGUCAAUUGGCUUAUCGGUUAAUUCCUUGAAAUUCUGAGAGCUGGUCUCAAAUUCCCCAACUGAAGGAUGCAAUUGCAGUUGCAGCAGCUUCAUGGAUGCCGAAUUUCGAAACCUCAUAGUCUAUGCAAGCAAAUGCCUAUGACUUCCAUUUCUCUUCUAUCCAGCUUCACUCUAACCUCAUUCAGUUUGCCCUCUCCAUUGUUCCAUCCCUUCUCAUCGUCUCAUUCCCUUCCCCGAUUCAGCGAUGUUCUUCGUCUCCGUACGCGUUCCGUUUGUGCGAAACCCAUCGCGAUGUGCAAAAUGAACGACGCAGAUUUGAUAUCACAGUUGGAGCUGGGAAAACCAUUGCAGAAUCGGAAACCGGAGAGGCGUGUGAAUGGUAUAUUCUGGAUUAUUCUUCUCAACAUUGGAAUAUAUGUGGCCGAUCACAUUUUUCAGGUUCGUAGUAUAGGAGUUUUGUACCUGUAUCACAAUCGUCCUGCUUGGUAUCAAUUUUUUACAGCAACAUUUUGUCACGCUAAUUGGAACCAUCUCUCUAGCAAUCUUUUUUUCUUGUAUAUAUUUGGGAAACUUCUUGAGGAAGAGGAAGGAAACUUUGCUUUGUGGCUUUCCUAUAUUCUUACUGGUGUAGGUGCAAACAUUGUUUCAUGGCUAAUUUUACCAAGAAAUGCUGUUUCAGUUGGAGCUUCUGGUGCUGUUUUCGGAUUGUUUACCAUAAGUGUUCUUGUAAAGAUGUCUUGGGAUUGGAGGAAGAUACUUGAAGUCCUUAUUCUAGGUCAAUUCGUUAUAGAGAAGGUCAUGGAAGCAGCUCAAGCGUCAACUGCAUUGUCGGGAAGCUUCCGUGGAGGACAUUCGUUGCAGAAUGUGAACCACGUUGCACAUCUCUCCGGGGCGCUGGUUGGCGUCCUUCUCGUAUGGCUUCUCAGUAGAAUUCCUUCUCCAUCUCAUGAUCAAGAUGCAUCAACUUUGCACACGAAAGGAUGAUGAUUCUAGUAGGCAAUUUCACUUUGAAAUUGAACUGUAUUUCAGUUGUAUAAUAUAUGUUCUUGUUUGUAUCUUGUCCUAACUAUUUCGGCUAGGGUUUUGAUUAUAGGCCUGCUAACAGUAAUGUUAGAUAUGAAUCAUUACAAUUUAUCCAGAAGUACGAAAAAUACCUAUGAUUUUUCUUAGUCA